AAAGUUACAUAUUGCAGCUUUAAUCUUAACUAUUUAAAAGAGUAUUAUGCUUAUUAUAACAAUUAAGUGUCGUGCAAAAGACUAUUUACUAUAAUUUCUUGUCUUAGACAGUAUUUUCACCAUGUAGCUUGUUUGGAUCCCCCUCAUGGUCGGUUCAGAAACAACACAAGUUGACACAUUCCAGAGUGGACUUGGCUCCCUACCUGUCAGCUUACCUGUGUUUAGGCAAUCAUUAAUCACUGCUAUCGGAAAUGAAUCGUUCAGACAACAAGAUGCCACCACAACACGGAACUAACAAGACAUUCACCAAGUGUCCGUCUUCGAGAGAACAGAAAAACAAUCAGUCUUUCUAUAGGAGGUCAGUUAGUUCAAAUGUAAUUGUCCCUCCUAAAAUGUGACAGAUAUCUGGUUUUAUAGAAGGCCUACUCUAGAUUCUGUUCUAUUCAUAAUAAGUCUGGCGUUUGUGAUGUUUGUUGGUAGUAGGAACUGUCCUCCCUGAGAAGAUGAGGAGAGGAGGCAACUGCAGCUGGUUAGGAGCAGAGAUCCCACUGUCAUGGGAAUUCUUCAGUGGUAAGACCUGCAUUUAUGCGUUCACACAAACUAUAUGGGUUAUAUUAUUGACUGGCCAGAGAUUACCUUUAAUUUUUUGGUCAUUGGAUCUGACACACAUUAGGUUCUGUGUGAUAGAGGUCUGUGCUUGAAGGCACGAGAAUGUGAAAAAAUGCCCAAAACUGCACAAUGCUUUUUCAAUGCUUUGUCUAUGUGCAAUAUUAAUGUUUGCCGUCUUAGAAUCUAUGUGAUGAUAACUUAGCCAUCUGCUGCUACACCAGCCUUUCUAGUCUGUGUUGUAUAUGAUCUGUUCCACCACUAGCCCUUGUAUUGUGCGUUUGUCCUUAGUGGUCAAGGAUGAGCUCUGGUUGUUUAUCAUUCCUGCCGGUUUUGCUGUGAUCAUCCUGGCCCUGUUCCUAGAAGAAGUGGGCUUCUUCCUGCGUCACGUGCCCUCCUCCAGACGCUGGUGCCUCUACCUGUGGAUACUGGGCAUGUACCCGGUAAAGGGACCUCUCCUUUUUGCCACACAUUUCAAUUGUUUUCGGAUAAGUAUUUGUAAAUUUUGUCUAACUUCACUCAUUCUCUUUCGGUCAGGUCUUUGGCUUAACCUCCAUCAUUGCGCUGUAUGUUCCUCGCUCCUCCUCACUGUGUAAUUUCAUAGCUUCUCUGUAAGUAUCGAGUACAACGUAUUUUUCACCAGCACUAUGUUUGUGUACGAACUUAAAGUUGACGGUAACAUUAUUCACAUCAUUCUGUGCUAAAACCUCCAGUAAAACUAUCUCUCUGUCUGUUGCUCUCUCUCCCCUCUCUCUCUCUCUCUCUCUCUCUCUCUCUCUCUCUCUCUCUCUCUCUCUCUCUCUCUCUCUCUCUGAAGGUACCACUCAAUCACUCUGCUAAAGUUUAUGGGGCUCAUCACAGACUUCUUUGGGGGAAAGGCCCGAAUGCUGGAGAUCUUAGCUGGAGAGCAGGUGUCUCCAGAUCCAUUCCCAUGUUGCUGCUGCUGCUGCCUCCCUAUGAUAGCGAUCAACAGGUACUUUACCAAUGGAUGUCCUCCUCCCCAGUGUGCACAUCUUAUCGCGAUAAUGAUAGAUUCAUAAGAUAUUGCUGUACCGUGAUAAUGAUAGAUACACAAUAUAUUGCUGUAACUGCCCCAUAUCGCAAUAUUGGUAAAUGCACAAUAUAUUUGCCAUAAUCGGCUGUAUCGCGAUAAUGAUAAAUACCCGAAUAUAUCGCGAUAAUGAUAAAUGCAUAAUAUAUCGCCAAAAUCACCCACCCCCCCACUAUCCCUCCAUAGGACCAGCCUGGGAUGGAUGAUGGCUGCUGUGCUGCAACUGUCUGUGGUCAGAACCAUCCUGUUCUUUGUCACUCUGGUCCUCUGGACAGAUGAGCAGUAUGACUAUGGAGAUGUGAGUGGCAAGCAUAUACCGCAAGAUAUAUUUGCAUUGUAACCAAUCUCUGUUUGUCCUUAAUUUAACCAGGUGAGUCUGUGGUUAAUAAGUCAAUUAGUUAAUUAUACAAGUAGAUGCUGCUAUUUGUUAAACCAUACCCAUGUCAUUUUUCACAGGUGGAUUCUGUCAAUCCCAAUAUGUACGUGAAUGCCAUCAUAGGCGUGUCUACCUUCCUGUCUUUCUAUGGCCACUUGCUGUUUUACAAGGCCACCAAAAAGGCUCUGCCUGGCUAUGGGCUGAGGGCCAAGUUUAUCUGUGUCAUUGUAGUGUUGGUGCUGUGUGGCCUUCAGGGUGGAAUCCUGGAGACCAUGGGGGCCCUGGAGGUGGUGCCCUGCUCCCCUCCCUUCUCUGUUCUCAUGCGUUCCCAGCGUAAGUGCACCGUGAUGGAAGUUAUCCCCCAUACAUCUCCCUCCCAAUAUCAUCUCCAUGUCAAUAUUGUAACAGUGGAGAGAAAUGCAUAUUAUGAAAUGAUCAAUGUGGCAUGUAUUGGUGGUAACCUUAUCUAUUUUAUUCUCUUCCUCUGUCAGUAAUUUACCACUACUCUGUGAUUGUGGAGAUGUUCUGCAUAUGCCUCUUUGCCCGCCACACAUUCCGUAAGGUGGAGCCCAGUCCGGAGGAGGCCUUUGGGCUGGAGGAGAGGCCCCACAGAGGCAUGCUACUGGAGAAGGCAGUUCAGACUGAGGACGUGGUGCCACUCAGGGAGAACCCCUGGCCUGGCUGGUGCGGCGCCGGAGUCUCCAAUCCCGACUAUAACAGUGACAGCAGUGAGGACAGCCUCUGUAAGAUUGAACACGCACCCCUGGAUCGCUUCCCUUUCCCUCUUCAACCCAGACGUCAAAAGAUGGUGAGGCCAGAGAAGGUAACUGAUGAAAGUGCCACUUUGGAGCUGUCCAAACUGACUGUUACUGCUGACAUCAACUUUGUGGAGUCUAGGGAUGUUGCUGUUGUAUGACAAUAUGGAAUGGACUGUCCUGGAAUCUCCUAACAGGAGAGCAACAUGGGUCACCUCCAGGAAACGGAAGAGACACCACACUGCUUGAGGUACUACCUUACCCAGUUUUUAUUUGUAUGUAUAUUGACAGACCCUGCAUCUAUCCAUUCUAUUAAUUCCUCAGCUGAAUGAAGAUGGUAGCUAAUGGUGUGGAAGGCGAUUUUUUUUCCUACCCAUAAUGUUUGCCUACAUUUUAAAUCGAGCAUGCUCUGUACAUUUUGUUUUGCAAUGUUAUCUCAAAAAGCAAAUAAACAUAUAUAUAUUUUUUAAACC
Messenger RNA from Coregonus sp. 'balchen', 3261 nucleotides. Lineage: Eukaryota; Metazoa; Chordata; Actinopteri; Salmoniformes; Salmonidae. The record is from the annotation of a GenBank genome assembly.